This is a messenger RNA of Wyeomyia smithii (pitcher-plant mosquito), 2697 nucleotides long. RefSeq lists its product as uncharacterized. The record is from RefSeq and is a predicted model, not a curated record. Lineage: Eukaryota; Metazoa; Arthropoda; Insecta; Diptera; Culicidae. The transcript has 2 exons. Bases 504 to 2099 code for a protein of 531 amino acids.
UUUUGCACAGUUUAUCUUGUUUUAACUGCAUGUUUAAAGUGCGAUUGUAAGCCUUUUUCGACUGUUUAGCACGCAGGAGGAAUUGCGCUUCAUUUUGUUUUUUACCGUGAUCGGAUAGGCAAAAGAGCCAUUUUUGAUUUUGCCAAAGUUUAUGCUGCACUACCAUAAUCAAACAGCAGCAUAUUAAAGUUUUGCAUGUAAGUUCUGUUUGAUUCAGCACUAACACUAAUCAUCGGCGGCAUUUUUUUGUCUGCUUCAUCGCACCGCCGAAACAAAUUGUAUUCUUGCUUGUAUUUUUCGUUCCGCACGAAGCGGAAUAGGCAAAAGUGUUUUGUUGUUCACAGCUGUUUUUUUUUUAUGUUGAGUUGUGUGGAGAUCAAAUUCAGUUUGUUUUGAUUUGAUCGCACCAGUGAAAUAUACACUGGAAAAAAAUAUUUUUGUAAUUUUGCACACUAGUACAAGUUUUAGUUUGUCAAUUUUUUUUUAAUUUUUUUUUCUUCAUCAUGUCAAGUAUGCCGUUAGUGAAUCAAAUCGAGCCGUACGUUCCUGGUACUAUUCCGUUUGCGCAGUUUUUGGAGCAGUUGGACUGGGUGUUUGCGCAUCAUAAGGUGGUUGAUCCGGCAGAGCAAAAAGUUUCGUUUCUCGCUACCUGUAGCAGGGAAGUCUACAGCGAGAUAAAGCUUCUUUUCCCUGGCAAGGAUUUGAAAGCUUUAUCGUUUAAGGAGAUUACGGAUGCUCUUAAAAAACGGUAUGACAAGACGGAAAGCGAUUUGAUCCAUCGCUACAGAUUCUACAAACGCAAACAAGGGCCGAAUAAAACAGCUGUGGAUUUCAUACUAGCUGUUAAGCUCCAAGCAGAGUUGUGUGAAUUCGGACAGUUUAAGGACAUGGCGAUUCGCGAUAAGUUGGUUUGUGGAAUCCGCGAUGAGGAGCUACAAAGGCGUUUGUUUGAUGAGGACGAUCUAACCUUGGCGAAAACGGAGAAACUCAUCACGAAUACGGAAGCAGCAGGAGAGAGGGUGAAAAUAAUCUCUCGAGAUUCCAGUUCGCGCCGUACGAGCGUGUUGAACAGGCUUGGGAAUCGGGACAAUCGGUCUGAUUUCCGAGAUCGCUCGCGUGGACGGAGUCGUCAGCCUAGCAGAGGAAGGAGCAGAAGCCGAUCAGUUUCGUUUGACCGUAAAAAUCGUUCCACUUCAAAGUCACGAAAUCUGUUUUGCAAUUUCUGUCGUAGAAGUGGACAUACACGUCGUUUUUGUUACGACUUGAAAAACAAGAAAAAGUCAGUGAAGUUUGUCGAUUCUCCAGCAGCAAAGCCAAAAUUGAACGAGUAUCAGAAAAGUUUGAGACGUCGAUUGAAUAGAUCCGUCUCGGAUGACGACGACAUGGACUGUUUGAUGAUAUCAUCAGUCAAUAGAAUCAACGAACCGUGUUUCCGUAACGUUUUCGUUGACGGCUUGCGGUUGAAGAUGGAAGUUGAUUGUGGCGCUGCAGUCUCCGUCAUCAGUUUGGAGAUGUACGAGGGAGAAUUCGAUCACAUACCUUUAGAGACGUGCGACAAGAAAUUAGCAGUGAUCAAUGGCAGUAAGUUGAAGGUGGAAGGAGAAAUAACAGUAAAAGUUGAGUUUAACGGCCAAGCGAAAACUGUUCAACUGAUCGUUUUGCGAAGUGGAAGUUGCUUCACACCUUUGUUGGGACGAGACUGGCUGGAUGUAUUCAUUGCUGACUGGAGGAAGGCGUUUGGAAGCAGCAGCAAUCAACUGGCAGUUUGCCCGGACCAGAUUGUUGCAGAGAUACAGAGUAAGAUUGCCAAUGUUUUUGAUAAAUCUUUAUGUACGCCAAUUAAAGGGUUCGAAGCAGAUCUAGUUUUGAAAGAUCAUACACCGGUUUUUAAGCGUGCUUAUGACGUUCCAUGCAGGUUGAGGGACAAGGUUUUACAGCACCUCGGCUGUUUGGAAAAGGAUGGAGUCAUAACACCAAUAGAUUCGAGCUUCCGUCGGAGGUCGGGUGUAUCUGGCGCACCGCAAUCAGCUGAAGCUGGUUGGAGCUCGCAGAAAUCGUCACGGUUUGAUUUUUGCGAGGGAGGAAGGAAGGAGUGUUAACCGGAAAAGAGCGCGCGAUGACGAUGACGAUGACGAUGAAAGCGUUGACGACGAUGCUGGCGGAUUCCUUGGUUUCGCAGCAGAUUCGUAUAUCUACCGAGGCACAUCUGACGAUCAUCCAAUGGUUUGUGAUUCGGAAGGUGGCGGCACAUCGGCGUGUUUACCGCCUGAGGAAGUUGAUCCCCAGGAGAGCCCAUCUACGCGACAGUGGUCGCAAUCGAAUCAACCGUCAAGUUCGAGUUGUCAUCCAGAAAGUUUGCGUCGCUCUAGUAGACCGAAGCGUCCUAAAAGGGAUGUCGAUUUUAUAUAUUAAAACAAACAUAAGUUUGAGUUUGUGGCAGUAUUGUUUCGCCACUAUCUGAAAAAAAAGUUAAAGCGGCAGUCAUGUUUAACCGCAUUCAUUAAAAAAAUGAAUACCUAUAUGGCAGUGAAGUUUGGCCAUUUUCAGAAAAAUAUUGUUUAAACUAAAGGGGGGAGAACUGUGGUGACCACCCUAGAAUACAAUCCUGUCUGAACAACUGGCUGGCUCAGUGUUCUGAUGCAGAGAAUAAAUGAGUUUAUAGUUGACUGUCGAAGAGUACACCUCGCGUUUUAUUUA